UUGUCCGUACAGGAAGUACACGAGAGUCGUCGUCCUUUGAAGUACAGUCAUCGACAGGACUAGACACUGGCAAUGUUCACACUUGAUGCAGUCCUGCUGGCAUUCACAUUGAGCUUCAUUGUGGAUCUUCAAUCUCGCCUCCUUGCCUCGUGCUUCGUGGUGUCGGGACUACCUGAGAAGAAAUUCGCACACCUGGGUGACGUCAACAUUGGACUUCUCAUGCCUCUCUCCCACUACAACAGCGCCGAGAUGGCUUGUAGCCACCAGAUGUUGGACCCUUCCUAUGUCCACUUGUCACAGAUCGUGGAGUACGCAGUCGGGGUGUGGAACUCGCGGGGCCUGCUGCCCAACAACCUGACCUUUGGCUUUGUUGUCCUCGACGACUGUGGCGAUGUCAACAUCGCUGCUGCGCAGGCCCUCACCUUCGUGCCGCAAACCUCCUGUCGCACUGCGGCCAAUGGCGAGGUCAGUAGUGACGUCACGGAGUCCUAUGACGUAGUGGCGGUCAUCGGGUCAGCCACCAGUUCACAGAGCAAAGCCGUGUCGCAUCUGCUGGGCCCUGCACGAGUACCUCAAGUCAGCUUCUUCUCCACCAGUGACGAGCUCAGCGACAAAGCUCUGUUCCCCUACUUUGUGAGGACCGUCCCACCUGACAGAUUUCAGUUUCAAGCCAUAUUCAGGCUGAUGCAGCAGUUCGGGUGGAGCUACGUGUCUGUCGUGUACACAGAGGGCAGUUACGGUGAAAACGGCUUCCGACAGCUGCAAAACCUGUUUGAGAAACAUGGAAUUUGCCUUGGGGCGGCCAUGAAGAUUGCAAUGGUCAUGACCGACCUCCAGGCUCAGGAGGUGGCGUUGAAGCUGGUGGAGAACAGGAACGCCCGCGUGGUGGUGCUCAUCACGUCCAGGGAGCACGCGCACAGCAUCAUCGCCGCCACCUCUGACCUGGAGGCUGCGGGUCACUUCAUCUGGGUGGCCAGCGACGCCUGGGCCAGUGCGGCGACCGCCAUGGGGGACCUGGGCCCGGCGAUGUGGGGAACCGUCACUGUUAGUCCUUUUGGGUCGAGUGUCCCUGAGUAUCACGAGUACUUCCUGAACCUUACUCCGAAGGACACGCGCAACCCCUGGUUUGAGGAGUUCUGGGAAGGGUUCUUCAACUGCUCGCUGCACAACGGAACGUGCAGUGCCAACCAAACAUUGCACGCUCGAAAGGGCGAACUGUCCUACAGCCGCAUCCUCGGUUACGUCGUUGACACCAUCGCCGUCAUCGCUAAUGCCACGGCGCGGGUGCUGAUGUCCCCGGCAUGUGCCGGACUCGCGGGGCGCCAGGCGCGCACGUGUGUUACGGGAACGAGGCUGUUGUCAGAGGUGAAAGUCACGCACGAGCAGGGCCUGACGGGGUGGUUGGAGCUGGAGGACAACGGCGACCGUCUGGGAUCGUACGUCGUCAGCCAGGUCCUGCCACUCCACGCCGCGGUGCCUGGCGCGCUCACGUCAAAGGUCGUCAGCACGUUUGACGCGCACUCCAAGACCUUCACGGAAGUGAGCGAUGUGGACUGGCGGUACCACACUCGCCUACAGGAGGAAUCGAACCGUCUUAACUGGAGUCUUUUCCCUCCCGAGUCUCGCUGCAGCUGGCCGUGCAGCAUCGGGGAGGCUCGCAUACCGCAGGAGGUGACCUGCUGCUGGUUGUGCAGGCCGUGUCGCCCCAACGAGCAUCUCGUUCUCAACGGCACCAUGUGUCAGACAUGUCCCACCUUCACCUGGCCUGACCCGGCCACCGGCUACAGCACGUGCUACGACAUCUCGCCAGACACGCCCACCUUCGCCAGCCUGAGGGGAGUGCUGCAGACGCUGGCGGCACUGGCGUGCUGCGCGCUUUGCCUCGCCGUCCUCGUCUUCUUCGUCCGUCACUGGAACUGCCGCAUCAUCAAGGCGUGCUCGCGCGAGCUGUCCCUCCUCAUGCUGCUGGCCAUCGGCCUGGGCUACGUCACCAUGGUCACGCUGCUGGCCCCUCCCAGCGAGGUGUCGUGUCGCAUCAACUACCUGCUCUUCUGCCUCAGUUUCGCCGUUAUCUACGGCUCGCUGCUCGUGCGCGCUCAGCGCAUUUAUCGCAUUUUUGACGCAGGUCAAAGGUCGACACAAAGACCUCGUCUGAUUGGUUCCAGCCACCAGCUGCUCUUCGCGGCAGGUCUUAUUCUGGUACAGGUGUUGAUCUGCAGUCUGAUAAUGAGUGAGUACGGCCCCUGGCACCGGCGGUUUAUGGCGGUUGCCAUGGAAGCGUACGUGGAGGUGAGUUGCGAGGUGCCGGCGGUGGGCCUGUACUCCUUCCUGGUGUACAACCUGCUGCAGGUGGCCGUCUGCUCGCUGCUGGCCUUCAAGACGCGGCGCCUGCCCGACAACUUCAACGAGUCUCGCUUCAUCUCCAUGUGCGUGUCCACCACGCUGGUCAUCUGGCUGGCCUUCGUGCCCGCUUACAUGGUGUCCGGCCGCGAACACCUGCGGCUGCUGAUGCUGGCCCUGGCCCUGGCUCUCAACCACAGCGUGGCGCUCGUCUUUCUCUUCCUGCCCAAAGUCUACGCCGUCCUCUACCUGCAGGACGCCGCUGACGUCACGGCCACUGCCAUGACAAGAGCAGGUGUGACGAUGACGUUGGCACGUCACGCGCAGCACCUGAGCUCCGUCACCGCAGUCGUGAGGCGCACAGUGACGACCACGUGAUCAGAAGCGGACAGGUGAGCUGUGGCCUCUCCUCAUCCUGGUGAAUGCCGGACUGUGACUGAUGUUAGGGUCAGCCACGUUUUUCAAGCACAUCAGACCUCAGCCCUGCCUGACACUCUUACUUGUCUGUAGGAGGAAGACGGCAGUGAUCA
Pomacea canaliculata is the source of this 2870-nucleotide messenger RNA. Its product is annotated as metabotropic glutamate receptor-like. Gene Ontology annotation, cellular component: membrane. The record is from RefSeq and is a predicted model, not a curated record. NCBI's taxonomy places the organism in Eukaryota, Metazoa, Mollusca, Gastropoda, Architaenioglossa, Ampullariidae. Gene Ontology annotation, biological process: regulation of synaptic transmission, glutamatergic; G protein-coupled glutamate receptor signaling pathway. The transcript has 7 exons. Gene Ontology annotation, molecular function: group II metabotropic glutamate receptor activity. Bases 73 to 2718 code for a protein of 881 amino acids.